AAGUAUAUAUAUAUCAAUUUAAGAAAUGUCACUUUCUUCUAAUUCUACUACACACUCUGGAAUAGUCGAUCAGAACAAAAAAUAUUCUUUAGAGGAAGUUCAGAACAACUUAAACGAGUCUGUUAAACCCGUAGAUUCUUGUUCAGGGCCGAGUUACUUUAACAAUUUAUAUAACAUUCCUCUUCCUGAUCAGCCGCCUACCAACAUGGCGUGCUCCUUUAAUAAUUAUUAUAACAACAACUGCGAUAUUGAAGGGCCUGAAUCUCAUUAUUAUGGUAAGUGCAGAGUUGCUCCUUCCCAGACUCCUCCAGACCGGAACCAGUUUUUCGAGCGUUCAUCUUCGCCGUACUUCAAAAACAAGUCUGAAGAUCUAAAAGGAGUGGAUUCUGGUCAGCUAGUAGAUCCCAGCGACCUUCACUUCUCUCGCAUUCCUUCUAACAGUCACUAUGUGCGCUUGCGGCCGUUUGCUGUUUCCCCGCGCAUGCCCCACUUCCCUCGGUUCGGCCUUUCUGAUAUGAUGGUCGGAAGGACUCCUUCUUCCGCUCACUGCGGUCCAAUAGAGCAGCUCUCCUCGUACCCAAUGCUUUAUCGCCCCAUGACACUCCCCUCUGGCUACGAGUUGUACGCCACUCCCACGCGGCCACCCCCGAAGGAUAAUUACAAUUAUAUGGAAGAGCGCUCCGAAAGAAAUGUAGACGUGAAGCAUCACAUGGACCGGUUAGCAUGCGCACGAGACGGUGGUGAGCUGCCAAAGGACACCAGACACUUGCCUCAUUUGCCCUCUGUUUAUCCCAAACCUGGCCACUAUGCGAGUUUGAAAGGCCAAAACGUGCCGUUAAACUAUAUAAAUGCUAUGAGACUGAAACAGCGCCAGAAAGAGGACCUCACUUUGUUGGACAGUAUUUAUGAAGGCAGCAAGGCGGAAAAAAUUCAGUCAAUGUCUAACGAAUUUGAAGUGGAAAACUUUAAUUCUGUGAACAAUGAAAAACUGGGCUCUUACGAUAAACCGCGAGCUCCUCUACAACGCCCAAGAGUAAAGAGGCCGAAGAAAGUAGAAUCUGUUUUUACUACGCCAUCGGGAAUGAAGCUUAACUCUAAAGAAGAUUUGUACUACGAUGCCUUGGAAGACUUCGUCGAUUUGUGUCCUGAUUUCGAAUCGGAUCAAUCCCUUUCCGCGGACUCUGAUGGCGGGGACUUUGACGAUCCCAAUCUCAUCAUUGAAUAUCCGAAUGAGAAAGUCGUUCGCCUCUGCGAUUAUGAGCAGGCGUUGGCCCUUCUCAAUAAAGAAAUAGCUGACGUCGAGUCCCAAUUGGGCAUGAGUUUCACUAAAACAACUCUAAAGAGUCCCAACAAGCGAAGGAAGCGAUGGAUUAUCGACGACGUGUUAAGCGAUAGCGGGUCUGAAGAAGAAACUUUUGUUCCUGAUGAGAAGUGGCUGCAGUCGGCACUUCGUUUCUAUUGGCGGAAAAAGCAGGCACAGAAGACUUAUAGGAGACAAAGAACUUUUAUUCGUGAAAAGUAUGCUGAUUACGGCACUCUUCUUCUUUCUGUUAUAAAAAAACGAGGCGCUACCCGCCUUGUCUCCGGAAAGAAAAAAGUAGAGUACAACUUUCCCGAAAAAAAUUAUGAAGUUUUACGACUUCUCGCCAAUCAGUUUGAGUCCAUAGCCAGCAAGCAAGUCAGUUGGACAAAAAGUUAUUCGUCCGAUAAUGAAGAGCAGACUCCUCUGCGUGGGCUCCGCAGGUCUUCCUUUUACUCAAAAAGCGAGGAAGCCAGUGAAGAGGACGGAAAGAAGAGUUGGAGUUUUAUUUGCAAGCGGGAAAUUCCUCGCGCCUAUCGCCAAUUUUUUGCUCAACGGAACUUAAAACUUAGCAAUUUAAAGCGUUUAAGUGCGAUGUGUCAGAAAGAAGCUCGUUUUAAUGCUAUUAAGCGCUUCAGAACUGCGCGGGAAACGGCUGCUAAAAACAAGAAAAUAAUGAGAGAGAUGCUACAUUAUUGGCGUAAACACGAGAAGAAAGAGCGCGAAAAUAGGAAGAGGGCCGAGAAGCAGGCUUUGGAACAAGCAAAGCUGGAAGAUGAAAUGCGAGAGGCCAAGCGGCAGCAAAGGAAACUCAACUUUUUGAUUACGCAAACUGAACUUUACGCUCAUUUUAUGGUGGAGAAAUCCGCAGCCGGGCAGGCCGAGCUUCCCUCUAAAGAAGAAAUAAUAGACAAAUUGCACGCUAAAGAGGACAGCAGCGCCGAUCACGACAUCGAUAAUGAAGAGAAGGAAUUUCGAGAAAGAGCUGCUGAGAGCAUAAAAGGAGCGCUUUUGGCGGCUCGAAGAAAAACUCAAGCGUUUGAUACCGAAGCGACCAUACUAAAGCGUCAAACUGCACAGAAACCCCAGAAGCUCUCUCAGGAGGCUUUUGAUAACAUGUCUAACUUCUCCAAUCCCGUGUCUUCGGAUGAUCUGCCCCAACCAAAGUUGUUUGUUGGGACACUAAAAUCCUAUCAAUUGAAGGGAAUGAGUUGGUUGGUGUUUCUCUAUGAACAGGGCAUUAACGGCAUUCUUGCCGACGAAAUGGGCCUUGGCAAAACUAUCCAAACAAUAGCCCUCAUGACGUACUUAGCGGAGGUUCACGGUGUGUGGGGCCCGUUCGUUGUCAUCUCCCCCCUGUCCACCGUUCAUAACUGGAUAAACGAGUUCCAACGGUUCAGCCCGCAUUUGAAAGUUCUUCCUUAUUGGGGGACGCCCAAACAGCGGCAAGUCAUUCGCAAGGAAUGGACCCGUAAGCAACUCCACAACCGCGAUGCCUCGUUCCACGUGCUCAUUACCAGCUAUGACAUGGUUGUGGCGGAUGAGCGGUACUUUCAGCGCUUUCGGUGGCAAUAUAUGGUCCUGGACGAGGCUCAGGCCAUAAAGAGCACUUCGAGUCAGCGUUGGAAAGUUUUGCUUCGGAUUAAUUGCAGGAAUCGACUGUUGCUUACGGGCACACCCAUUCAGAAUAGCAUGGCGGAACUUUGGGCUCUGCUGCACUUCAUUAUGCCGACGCUUUUCGACUCCCACGACGAGUUUACUGAAUGGUUUUCUAAAGACAUUGAAAGUCAUGCGGAAAAAAAGUCUGGCCUCGACGAAAAUCAGCUGAAAAGGCUACAUAUGAUAUUAAAACCUUUUAUGCUGCGGAGACUCAAACGACACGUGCAGCACCAAUUGGGUGAAAAGCUUGAAAUACAAGUGGACUGCGGUCUGACACCUCACCAGCGUCGCCUUUAUGAAGGUGUUAAGCAGAAAAUUAAUAUUGAAGAUCUUUUGAGCUCCACCACGUCGAAGUCCGUUAACGAUCAGAUGAGCAAAAGACUAAUGAAUUUAGUUAUGCAGCUUCGGAAGGUUUGUAACCAUCCUUCUCUUUUUGAGCGCAGAACAACGCAUGUUCCUUACUACUUUCUUGAUAAGUCCCAGCCUUUACUGAACGCCGAAGAACUGGAUACCUUCAACAUGCGUAAAAAGUUGUUUGAACGAGACGGCUCUUUUGAUAUUGUUAAGCUAACUCGAAGCCCAAUACUAUUUCGCCUUCCUGCAGUCGUAUACAACGAGUUUUUGGCGGCCGAAACUGAACGAAAAAACUUAUACAGGAAAUAUUAUAAUAUUUUCGCUGCUUUUCAUGUGGUUAAAAACUGCGAAGGGAGCAAGUGUUUUUCGUUUCUUCGUCCUUUAAUAGAUCUCUCUUUUCAGGAAUUCAGCUAUAUGGCUGGCGCCGAUUGGCUACUGCGCGCCUUGGCCUUGUUUUGCUUGGCUCAGCGAGAGAAGCUUAAAAAUAGAAAACUGCUAUAUAAAAGUGUUCCAACGGGGCCUGCAUCGUUAAUGACUCCUGUUUUUUCCCGAAAACUUUGCGGUGAUUCUUCGUUUCUUACUACUAUGACUGCCAUUGGCACGGAAAAUGCAGUUGCACUUCCUGUGGACGUGUGCUGUCAUUCGCUAUCUUUUGAAAGUAAUAGAAAAGAGCAACUCUUUUCAGAUGUCUUAUUGAAGGGUCUUCUUUUUAGAGAUACUUUUCCCGUGCCUACAGCGUCUGAGAAGUUGUUUUCGGUUUCCACUUGGAUGCCAAUGUUUGGGGAUCAUGAAUAUGAAAAUGCUUACGAGUACUAUAAUGCACUUCCCGACACGUUUGAGACGCUCAAGUCAUCUUUUCAACUGGGCAGUUACCACGUGGAAAAAAAUAGCGGUACUGCUUUUGAGCUGGAAAAUAAAAUUUUUGUUCCUAAAGAAACCAGCCGAUUUUUUCCACGUGAUUUUCGACAUUUGGACCCUGAUUGGGCGUGCACUCUGCAGUGUUCGCUCCCGCCCAACGGCAUAUUAGGAGUUAUUAAGCCGUUUCACGGGUGGUGCUUUGCACGUGCACCUGCCCGCAAGCUCCUUGUUACAGACAGUGAAAAAAUGAUUGUUCUCGACAAGUUGCUAAAGAAAUUGAAAGAAGAAGAUCAUCGCGUUCUUAUUUACUCUCAAAUGACUAAAAUGAUCGACUUGUUAGAAGAAUUUGUUCAACUUCGAAAGUAUAAUUAUUUCCGGUUUGACGGCUCUUGUAAAGUAGAAUUGCGGCGUGAUAUGGUUUCUGACUUUCAGAAUCGGGAGGACGUUUUCAUAUUUUUACUCAGCACGCGAGCUGGCGGCCUUGGAAUUAAUUUAACUGCAGCUGACACGGUGAUUUUCUACGACUCUGAUUGGAAUCCAACGGUUGACCAGCAGGCUAUGGAUAGGGCGCACCGUGUGGGGCAAACCCGGCAAGUAACUGUGUAUCGCCUUGUGGCUAAAGGAACUAUUGAAGAGAAAAUUCUUCAAAGGGCUCAGCAGAAAUCCGAAAUUCAAAAUAUGGUCAUCUCUGGAGGAACUUAUAAGGCCCGACUUGAACCGAAAACCAAUGAAGUUGUCUCACUUCUUUUGGGUGAUAAGGACUUGGAAGAAAAAUUCAAAAAGCAGAAGGAGAACAUGAAGCAACAAGAGCUUGAAGUACGAAGGAAAGAAAGGAGACGCAAAAUUGAGCUUCUCAAGGAAGAGCUUAAAAAGAAAGAAGAGAGCGAAAAGAAAAAACAUGAGGUAAAAGCUCGCCUCGAAGCAAGUAAAAGAAAGUUAAGCAAAGACGAACUUUUGGAAAACUCCAUGAAAAAGCCUAAAACGGAUUAGUCUAGAAAAUAAUUAAGAUAACUUUUAGAACGUGAAACAACUUUAU
Molecule: messenger RNA, 5207 nt
Organism: Zophobas morio
Lineage: Eukaryota; Metazoa; Arthropoda; Insecta; Coleoptera; Tenebrionidae
Product: chromatin-remodeling ATPase INO80-like
Exons: 54
Coding region: 26-5161 (1711 amino acids)
Biological process (GO): chromatin remodeling; DNA repair
Cellular component (GO): Ino80 complex
Molecular function (GO): ATP-dependent chromatin remodeler activity; ATP binding; ATP hydrolysis activity
Source: RefSeq, a predicted model, not a curated record